AUGGCUACUUUGGCGAACAAUAUGUCAAAUAUGAGCCAGGAAAUCCGAAAAAUAAAACAAACUCCAACCGCUACUGCCAAACGGGAUUCUCGGGCGGUGGAGUGAGUCAGCAGAGUCUUUGACUUUGAGCAGCAAGAAAAGGAGGUCGAGUGAUCAAGAAGGGAGUGAUGUUGAUGCCCUGAUCGACGACCAUCCUUCAGAGCAAGAGACCGAAUCAGCUGAAACUAAAGCCAACGAGGAAGAUGCAUUCCUCACAACGUUAGCCCUUGAGUAUUCGGCUGACGCGAAAACAAGUAGUCCGGUCUCGACUCAGCUGGCUGAUAUCGUCAAUAAGAGAUGGUCGUCAAAAUUAUCGGACGACAAAUUCAAAGAGAAAAUAGCGAAAUAUGACCGACCAGAGAACUGCGAACGAUUGUUUGCCCCCAAGGUAAAUCCCGAAAUUUGGUCCCGAAUAUCAAACAUGGGCCAACGACAAGACCUUAAACUUGUCGCUAUCCAAAAAACCUUGGUGGCAGUUGGCACAGCUCUCACACAGUCUGCUCAACUGCUUAUGAAUGCUCGCCAAACUGGCGGCAUUCGGCGCCAUGAAGGCGGCGAAAACAACACCAUGAACGAAGUUCUCACACUUCAAGUGGAUGCCCUUGCUCUCCUGGGGCAUACAUAUGACCUUUCACUCCGUCGUCGUGAAACGAUGAAACCCAGCUUGAAUAAAGAGUAUGCUUCAUUGUGCUCUUCCCCAGUGUUUCCACUUUCAAGGAAAUUUCCUUUUUCAAGGAAAUUUUGACUGAAAAAAGACGUUUCAAGGAAAAGAAAGGAAUCAAGGAAAUCUAAGGAAUUUUUGAAAAUUCUAAGGAAAUUUAAGGAAUUUUUGAGUCAACUGAAAUAUUUUAAAGAUUCUUUCAGGAACCUUUCAUUAAUUUUAAAUUAUAUUACUUUCCAUCGCUCAUAAUCAAUAUGUCCGCGUGCAAAAAUAAAAAAAACCUCUUUCGGAGCCUGUUACCGAGUCAGUAGAAUUACUAGAAUCUAGAAUUAUUAAUUAAACUAAUUCACCUAUUCACCAAUAGCGACGCCAUCUUGAAUUACGCGUUUAACGCAAUGCAUUAUGGGUGAUACAGGGUAAUUAAGUGUUUUUGAAGGGCUGUAAAUCAAAUAUGUAGGCGAUAACACACGUUUUUAUAGUUGAAAAUAACAGACAAUUUUUAGAAGAACUAGGAAACACAGGCUGGGAAAAAUAAAAAAAAUCAGGAUAAAAUCUAUUGUUUAAAUCUUUGUUAGGCCUAAAAAGGGAAAUAAUUUCAACAAAGUGCGCAUAAAAUUUAUUUACACUGCCUCAUUGCCUCAAGAAAGUGUUUAUGAAAAAAAAUAUCGUAUUGUGUCUCAAUACGACAUUAAAGGCUUUUGAAUUCGGAUUUUUACCCUGUAUAACCCAUAAUGCAUCACGAUUCAAGAUGGCGUCGCUAUUGGUGAAUAAGUGAAUUAUAAGUAGGCUUCACACAACCUGAAUUUUAGGCGGAAAUCAGGUAGCGUGCUGCGUGCAGGCGAAUUUAUAUGAAUUUAUUUGUCAUGUGAAUUUGUUGACUUUUGAGAACAAUAUUAAAACUCUAGUAUUUUACAUUUUAAAGCUUUCAAAAUUGUUGUGUAAAGGCUUUGUUUUUAAGAGUUGUACAAAAUAAAUGUACCAUUCUGUUUCUGUCUUACUUUGUAUAAGUAUUGAUGAAUUCUAGUUGCCGAAAUAUACUUCGGUUAAUCAAGGAAAUUUCAAGGAAAUUACAUCCCAUUUCAAGGAAAUUCAAGGAAAUAUUAAAGCAAAAUCAAGGAAAUUUGAAUGAUGCGUUGUAGAAACACUGCUCUUCCCAAACAUCGGUAACAUCGAUCUCUACGGGUCAUGACGCUUCUCACGUCUCUCGGCGGUCCUGUUCAUACUUCAUAUCAUUUUUACGGAUGGUACGUGGAAGAAGAAAGUGUGAAAAUAUGAAGUUUGUGAAAUGUCAUUUCCUCUAUUUUGUGGAGAUUUUAUAAAAAUUCUAAAGAUAUAGUAAAUCUUAAUUUACCAACAGUCUAUCUUAGUUUAGAGUUACACAUUUUGAAAAAAAUAGUCUGAAUAUUGUUUUUCACAGCCGAUUUUCCAGUCUGUCUAAUAGCGCAACAUUUAUUUGUUUGGUUAAAAAUUGUUGAAAAUUUUCUUUCUGACUUCUCCUAGCAGUUCUUUAUCAUUAAACAUCCAUACAUUAAACUAACGCGUAAUCCCUGUCUCUUUCCUUUUUUGCACAUCAUUGUUCGACGUUGCUAUAUCACUGUCUUGAUAUAGGGGUCAGGACAAAAAAUAAGCCAUUCUGAAUAUCAGUGAUACCACUAUAACCACAAUGCAAAACACUACGAAAACGUAAUAAGGGGAUAGUAUUAUGUAUUCACGUUAUAAUUGUAUAACGGGAGAAGUGUGUUUUACAAUAUUAUUACAUUUUAUUGUAUAUUGACCGGCGCUAGCGCAUGCAGCUAGGAUUUAUAUUCUCAACAAACUUGUACGUAUCAAGAAAUUUUAAGGGCUUUCGUUGCUUUGGCGGCUCCUUUUGAACUGGAGUCCGGGGAAAAUCCCCUCAUGUUCCCCGUCUCUCGGCGGUCCUGUUCAUACUUCAUAUCAUUUUUACCGAUGGUACGUGGAAGAAAGUGUGAAAAUAUGAAGUUUGUGAAAUGUCAUUUCCUCUAUUUUGUGGAGAUUUUAUAAAAAUUCUAAAGAUAUAGCAAAUCUUAACUUACCAGCAGUCUAUCUUAGUUUAGAGUUACACAUUUUGAAAAAAAUAGUCUGAAUAUUGUUUUUUACAGCCGGUUUAUUUUCCAGCCUGUCUAAUAGCGCAACAUCUGUUUGGUUAAAAAUUUGUUUGGUUAAAAAUUGUUGAAAAUUUUCUUUGUGACUUCUCCUAGCAGUUCUUUAUCAUUAAACCUCCAUACAUUAAACUAAACUGUAAUCCCUGUCUCUUUCCUUUUUUGCACAUCAUUGUUCGACGUUGCUAUAUCACUGUCUUAUAUAUAUUACUUAUUAGGAAGUUGAAACCAAUGGUUGAAACUGACUAUUUUGGAAAGGGUUCUUGGUUCUUGGCCAUGUUUGCGAG
Paramuricea clavata is the source of this 3107-nucleotide messenger RNA. NCBI's taxonomy places the organism in Eukaryota, Metazoa, Cnidaria, Anthozoa, Malacalcyonacea, Plexauridae. The record is from the annotation of a GenBank genome assembly.